UUCAACAUAUUUGAUUUCCAAAAAUCUAGCUGGGACAAUGUUUUUUCAUUUUAUUCUUCUGGUUUCCUACUCACUUACUUUUCUGUGCACCCACCAAGUGUCCAGCUUUGAUCCUAGCUGCACAGAUUAUCCUGUGUUCACUCCAUCUGCACUGGUAGUGAAGUACGGUGACCCAGCCAAUGUUACAUGUGUUGUAUGUCAGAAGGACUGCAGUGGAGAUGUUUUUGGUUUGGAGCACGCUGAGGGAAAAGUUACACAAAACGGAACCACGAUGUUCUGGACGGUCGACAGACUGACUGAAUGGGACACAUCACUCCUGUGCUAUUAUACCACUGAUGCUGGUGAUCAGUGUUCUAGCAUUCUGGAUAUAACCAUCUAUCAGCCUCCAGAAAGUGUCUCCAUCAGCUUUGUAAACCACACUGGGAUGAUGUUUGAGAAUCAGCAGUACACCCUGCAGUGUAGCGUACAGAACGUAGCUCCUGUUCAAAGCCUCACUGUGACCUUCUACAGAGGAAACACAGCACUGGGUCACCUACAGUCUAACAGUGAAGAGAAGAAACCAGUGAAUGAAUCCUUCACUCUGAACAUCACUCCCAGUAGAGAAGAUGAUGGAGCCCAGUACUGGUGCGAAACCAAGCUGGAGCUGGGACCAGCUGGAAAACAGGGCCCUCCAGUGGUGACAUCAGAAAAACUCCCUGCUAUAGUUCACUGGUGUUUUACAGAUCCUAGCUGCACAGAGUAUCCUGUGUUCACUCCAUCUGCACUGGUAGUGAAGUACGGUGACCCAGCCAACGCUACAUGUGUUGUAUGUCAGAAGGACUGCGGUGGAGAUGUUUUUGGUUUGGAGCACGCUGUGGGAAAAGUUACACAAAAUGGAACCACGAUGUUCUGGACGGUUGACAGACUGACUGAAUGGGACACAUUUGCCAUGUGUUACUAUAACACUGAUGCUGGUGAUCAGUGUACUCACAUUCUGGAUAUAACCAUCUAUCAGCCUCCAGAAAGUGUCUCCAUCAGCUUUGUAAACCACACUGGGAUGAUGUUUGAGAAUCAGCAGUACACCCUGCAGUGUAGCGUACAGAACGUAGCUCCUGUUCAAAACCUCACUGUGACCUUCUACAGAGGAAACACAGCACUGGGUCACCUACAGUCUAACAGUGAAGAGAAGAAACCAGUGAAUGAAACCUUCACUCUGAACAUCACUCCCAGUAGAGAAGAUGAUGGAGCCCAGUACUGGUGCGAAACCAAGCUGGAGCUGGGACCAGCUGGACCACAGCGCCCUCCAGUGGUGACAUCAGAAAAACUCCCUGCUAUAGUUCACUAUCCUAGCUGCACAGAUUAUCCUGUGUUCACUCCAUCUGCACUGGUAGUGAAGUACGGUGACCCAGCCAAUGUUACAUGUGUUGUAUGUCAGAAGGACUGCAGUGGAGAUGUUUUUGGUUUGGAGCACGCUGAGGGAAAAGUUACACAAAACGGAACCACGAUGUUCUGGACGGUCGACAGACUGACUGAAUGGGACACAUCACUCCUGUGCUAUUAUACCACUGAUGCUGGUGAUCAGUGUUCUAGCAUUCUGGAUAUAACCAUCUAUCAGCCUCCAGAAAGUGUCUCCAUCAGCUUUGUAAACCACACUGGGAUGAUGUUUGAGAAUCAGCAGUACACCCUGCAGUGUAGCGUACAGAACGUAGCUCCUGUUCAAAGCCUCACUGUGACCUUCUACAGAGGAAACACAGCACUGGGUCACCUACAGUCUAACAGUGAAGAGAAGAAACCAGUGAAUGAAUCCUUCACUCUGAACAUCACUCCCAGUAGAGAAGAUGAUGGAGCCCAGUACUGGUGCGAAACCAAGCUGGAGCUGGGACCAGCUGGAAAACAGGGCCCUCCAGUGGUGACAUCAGAAAAACUCCCUGCUAUAGUUCACUGGUGUUUUACAGAUCCUAGCUGCACAGAGUAUCCUGUGUUCACUCCAUCUGCACUGGUAGUGAAGUACGGUGACCCAGCCAACGCUACAUGUGUUGUAUGUCAGAAGGACUGCGGUGGAGAUGUUUUUGGUUUGGAGCACGCUGUGGGAAAAGUUACACAAAAUGGAACCACGAUGUUCUGGACGGUUGACAGACUGACUGAAUGGGACACAUUUGCCAUGUGUUACUAUAACACUGAUGCUGGUGAUCAGUGUACUCACAUUCUGGAUAUAACCAUCUAUCAGCCUCCAGAAAGUGUCUCCAUCAGCUUUGUAAACCACACUGGGAUGAUGUUUGAGAAUCAGCAGUACACCCUGCAGUGUAGCGUACAGAACGUAGCUCCUGUUCAAAACCUCACUGUGACCUUCUACAGAGGAAACACAGCACUGGGUCACCUACAGUCUAACAGUGAAGAGAAGAAACCAGUGAAUGAAACCUUCACUCUGAACAUCACUCCCAGUAGAGAAGAUGAUGGAGCCCAGUACUGGUGCGAAACCAAGCUGGAGCUGGGACCAGCUGGACCACAGCGCCCUCCAGUGGUGACAUCAGAAAAACUCCCUGCUAUAGUUCACUAUCCUAGCUGCACAGAUUAUCCUGUGUUCACUCCAUCUGCACUGGUAGUGAAGUACGGUGACCCAGCCAAUGUUACAUGUGUUGUAUGUCAGAAGGACUGCAGUGGAGAUGUUUUUGGUUUGGAGUACGCUGAGGGAAAAGUUACACAAAACGGAACCACGAUGUUCUGGACGGUCGACAGACUGACUGAAUGGGACACAUCACUCCUGUGCUAUUAUACCACUGAUGCUGGUGAUCAGUGUUCUAGCAUUCUGGAUAUAACCAUCUAUCAGCCUCCAGAAAGUGUCUCCAUCAGCUUUGUAAACCACACUGGGAUGAUGUUUGAGAAUCAGCAGUACACCCUGCAGUGUAGCGUACAGAACGUAGCUCCUGUUCAAAGCCUCACUGUGACCUUCUACAGAGGAAACACAGCACUGGGUCACCUACAGUCUAACAGUGAACAUAAGAAACCAGUGAAUGAAUCCUUCACUCUGAACAUCACUCCCAGUAGAGAAGAUGAUGGAGCCCAGUACUGGUGCGAAACCAAGCUGGAGCUGGGACCAGCUGGAAAACAGGGCCCUCCAGUGGUGACAUCAGAAAAACUCCCUGCUAUAGUUCACUGGUGUUUUACAGAUCCUAGCUGCACAGAGUAUCCUGUGUUCACUCCAUCUGCACUGGUAGUGAAGUACGGUGACCCAGCCAACGCUACAUGUGUUGUAUGUCAGAAGGACUGCGGUGGAGAUGUUUUUGGUUUGGAGCACGCUGUGGGAAAAGUUACACAAAAUGGAACCACGAUGUUCUGGACGGUUGACAGACUGACUGAAUGGGACACAUUUGCCAUGUGUUACUAUAACACUGAUGCUGGUGAUCAGUGUACUCACAUUCUGGAUAUAACCAUCUAUCAGCCUCCAGAAAGUGUCUCCAUCAGCUUUGUAAACCACACUGGGAUGAUGUUUGAGAAUCAGCAGUACACCCUGCAGUGUAGCGUACAGAACGUAGCUCCUGUUCAAAACCUCACUGUGACCUUCUACAGAGGAAACACAGCACUGGGUCACCUACAGUCUAACAGUGAAGAGAAGAAACCAGUGAAUGAAACCUUCACUCUGAACAUCACUCCCAGUAGAGAAGAUGAUGGAGCCCAGUACUGGUGCCAAACCAAGCUGGAGCUGGGACCAGCUGGACCACAGCGCCCUCCAGUGGUGACAUCAGAAAAACUCCCUGCUAUAGUUCACUAUCCUAGCUGCACAGAGUAUCCUGUGUUCACUCCAUCUGCACUGGUAGUGAAGUACGGUGACCCAGCCAAUGUUACAUGUGUUGUAUGUCAGAAGGACUGCAGUGGAGAUGUUUUUGGUUUGGAGUACGCUGAGGGAAAAGUUACACAAAAUGGAACCACGAUGUUCUGGACGGUCGACAGACUGACUGAAUGGGACACAUCACUCCUGUGCUAUUAUACCACUGAUGCUGGUGAUCAGUGUUCUAGCAUUCUGGAUAUAACCAUCUAUCAGCCUCCAGAAAGUGUCUCCAUCAGCUUUGUAAACCACACUGGGAUGAUGUUUGAGAAUCAGCAGUACACCCUGCAGUGUAGCGUACAGAACGUAGCUCCUGUUCAAAGCCUCACUGUGACCUUCUACAGAGGAAACACAGCACUGGGUCACCUACAGUCCAACAGUGAACAGAAGAAACCAGUGAAUGAAACCUUCACUCUGAACAUCACUCCCAGUAGAGAAGAUGAUGGAGCCCAGUACUGGUGCGAAACCAAGCUGGAGCUGGGACCAGCUGGAAAACAGGGCCCUCCAGUGGUGACAUCAGAAAAACUCCCUGCUAUAGUUCACUAUGAGCCUGAGCUAAAGGAGCCACCAAAUCCAGAUGUGAUCACAAUUACAGAAGGAGACACUCUACACCUGAACUGCUCCUCUGUGGGAAACCCCAGCCCCUCAUACACCUGGACACUCCCAACAAAUAGUCCUUCCUACAGUGGCAGCGUUCUCACUAUUAAAUCUGUCGGCUUUGAGGAUGAAGGACAGUAUAUCUGCACUGUGAGCAACACAGUAGGGACUGUCACCAAGGAGUUUAACGUUGAUGUACAAGUUCUACAGUCAACUCCAUCCCAUAUAUAAUAGCUGGGAUGAUACUGGGAGCUCUGGUCCUUGUCGCACUGUAUGUGGGAUGCUACUGCAAACACAACUGAAUGAAACUCAAUCAAAUUAUUGUUACUGACAGCUGAAGAAAUGACUGGUUAAAAUACUUUUUAAUAAAUGGUUAACAUGUAUUUUUGAUUCUGAUUCUGAUGAGCAGCUUGUAACUGUCUAUCUUCUGUAAGUAAACUUGUUGUGUUACUAUCAUGAGUCCUUUGACCCAGCGUUUUGAGUUUUAGUUUAUGUUCAUGUUUAUGGUUUAUGUUUAAGCCCUUUAGGUUUUCUAAGUUCAUUUUUUAUCAUGCUUAGGUUGUUAUAGUUCUUUGUUAUUAGAUUCCCCUUGUAAAUUCCAACCCCUGUUAAGUCUCCCUUGCCCUUCAUGUGUUUCAUGUCUGUGUCUUACAUUGUCAAGUUCAGGUUGUCAUGUCUGCGUCUUAUGUUUCCUGUCUUAUUUUGAAGAGGCCUUGUGUUUCUAUGGUCAAUGUGUUUAGUUUUACUCUUCCUCUGUGAUGUCGUUAUGGUCAUGUGUGUCAGCUGUUUCUCCAUGUGUUCCCACUUCCCUCAUUGUCCUCCUGUGUGUAUUUAGUCUGUGUGCUUUCAGUCUUUCCUUGUCGGAUCGUCUGCCUUGUUCCCAUGCCGUGUUCUGCGUUCAGGUUUUUCAUAUAUCCUCAUCACAUUGCCAUGUUUAGAGUUUGUUUGUUUUUUCUAUUUGCCAGGGUUUUUCAUGGUUCAUGUUUCCUUUCUAGUUUACCCAGUUUAGGUUAUUGCUUAGUUUGCAUUGUUUUCACCCUUUUAUUUUGUACUGUUCUGUCUGCUUUAAUAAAUGGUUAAGUUUGA
Molecule: messenger RNA, 5485 nt
Organism: Pelmatolapia mariae (spotted tilapia)
Lineage: Eukaryota; Metazoa; Chordata; Actinopteri; Cichliformes; Cichlidae
Product: hemicentin-1-like
Exons: 17
Coding region: 38-4630 (1530 amino acids)
Biological process (GO): cell adhesion
Molecular function (GO): integrin binding
Source: RefSeq, a predicted model, not a curated record